Messenger RNA from Mycotypha africana, 489 nucleotides. Its product is annotated as rRNA-processing protein fcf1. The transcript has 4 exons. The record is from RefSeq and is a predicted model, not a curated record. Gene Ontology annotation, cellular component: small-subunit processome; nucleolus. The coding region runs from base 1 to 489 and encodes 162 amino acids. Lineage: Eukaryota; Fungi; Mucoromycota; Mucoromycetes; Mucorales; Mycotyphaceae.
AUGAAGCGAAUGAUCAGCGCUAAAGAUACUCGAUUGCCUCAAGUUGCAUCGUCUAUGUUUUUUGAAUACAAUUCAGCAUUAGGACCACCCUAUCACGUUUUAGUAGAUACCAAUUUCAUUAACUUUUCAAUUCAAAAUAAGCUUGAGCUUGUGAAAUCUAUGAUGGACUGCUUAUAUGCAAAGUCUGUUCCUUGUAUUACUGACUGUGUGUUAGCAGAACUUGAGAAGCUAGGCCCCAAAUAUCGUAUCGCUUUAAAAAUCGCACGAGAUCCUCGUUUUGAACGUUUGCCUUGUUCACAUAAGGGUACCUAUGCAGAUGAUUGUCUAGUAAACAGAGUAAUGCAGCAUAAAUGUUAUAUCGUCGCCACAUGUGAUCGUGAUUUGAAGAGACGUAUCAGAAAGAUACCCGGUAUUCCUAUAAUGUCAAUUGCAAAUCAUAAAUAUGCUAUUGAAAGACUGCCUGAACUUGGUGUCAAUAACAAACAAUAG